GAUAAACCCUCGCCUGAGUUCGCCGGGGUGGGGGAUAAAAAUAGUGAAAGCAGCCGUCCCGCUCUCGCCGAGCAUUGUUUAUAUCUCAUCGCUUCGUCAAAGAGAGGGAGGCCAGCCCAGGAUGAACGGCGAGUCAGGUGCCGGAGUGGUGACGGCCCCCCCUCCCACCACAGCCCCCCACAAGGAGCGGUACUUCGACCGGGUGGACGAGAGCAGUCCGGAGUACCAGAGGGAGAGAAACAUGGCGCCCGACCUGCGGCAGGACUUCAACAUGAUGGAGCAGAGGAAGAGGGUCUCCAUGAUCCUACAGAGCCCGGCAUUCUGCGAGGAGCUGGAGACAAUGAUCCAGGAUCAGCUGAAGAAGGGGAAGACGCCCACGAGCCUGCUGGCUCUGCAGCAGAUCGCAGACUUCAUGACCACCAGCAUGCCCUCCAUGUAUCCUGCUGCGCCACAAGGAGGCAUGGCAGCGCUCAACAUGAGUUUGGGCAUGGUGACUCCCGUGAACGAUCUGCGCGGCUCAGAUUCUAUCUCCUACGACAAGGGCGAGAAGCUGCUUCGCUGCAAGCUUGCUGCCUUUUAUCGGCUCGCUGACUUGUUUGGCUGGUCCGAGCUUAUCUACAACCACCUCACAGUCAGGGUGAAUUCUGACCAGGAGCGUUUUCUCAUCGUCCCCUUCGGGCUCCUGUACAGUGAAGUCACUGCCUCCAGUUUGGUGAAGAUAAACCUGCAAGGUGAGAUAGUGGACCGGGGCAGCACCAACCUCGGAGUCAACCAGGCCGGCUUCACUCUCCACUCUGCCAUCUAUGCUGCACGGCCCGAUGUCAAGUGUAUCGUACAUGUACACACACCUGCGGGUGCUGCGGUGUCCGCCAUGAAAUGCGGCCUGUUGCCCAUCUCACCUGAGGCGCUGUCUCUGGGCGAGGUGGCCUACCAUGACUACCACGGCAUACUGGUGGACGAAGAAGAGGGUGCUCUCAUACAGAGGAACCUAGGGCCUAACAGCAAGGUGCUCAUCCUGAGGAACCAUGGGUUGCUGUCUGUAGGUGAAACAGUAGAGGAAGCUUUCUAUUACAUCCACAACCUGGUCACUGCCUGUGAGAUCCAGGUGCGAACACUGGCCAGCGCUGGAGGGCCAGAUAAUCUGGUGAUGCUUGACCCGGUGAAAUACAAGUUGCGUCCAAGGGUUCCCGAGUCAGUCGGCGACGGGUCCUCUGUACACCCCAAGUGGCAAGUUGGGGAGCAGGAGUUUGAGGCUCUCAUGAGAAUGCUCGACAACUUGGGCUACCGGACGGGCUAUCCUUACCGCUGUCCGGCAUUGCGAGACAAAGGUAAAAAGUACAGUGACGUGGAGAUCGCUUCCUCUGCCCAUGGGGGCUACUCAUACGGGGAGGACAGCGACUCAGGCGCUCGCUCCCCAAUGAAACACAGCUUCCAGCGCGGCCAGCGCGACAAGACCCGCUGGCUCAAUGCCAGCGGCCGGCCCGACGAGCCCUACGAGGAUGGGCCCGACGGCGGCAGCCCCAAGUCGAAGCCUAAGUGGACAAAGGAAGACGGCCUCCGCCAGGCUGCCGUAGCCAAUCAGUUCAUCCCAUUGAACACCAACCCAAAGGAAGUCCUGGAAAUGAGGAAUAAGAUCCGGGAGCAGAACCUGCAGGACAUAAAAACAGCGGGGCCCCAGUCUCAGGUUCUGUGUGCCACCACCGUGGUGGAACGCACCUUUACCCAGGGGGAGCUUGUGACCGCGUCCAAGGCCAUCAUCGAAAAGGAGUACCAGCCCAAGGUUAUCGUCAGCAAGCAGGGUCCCAACCCCUUCACCAAACUCACUGACCAGGAGCUGGAGGAAUACCGCAGGGAGGUGGAGCAGAAACAGAAAGGGCCUGAAGUGCAGGGACAAGACGCUAGUAGGGAGGGAUCAGCCUCCAGCGUGUCCUGUCCUGAGCCUGAAACACUACCGAGAGGUCGAGCCUCUGUCUCCACAACUCUGCAGUCUCCAACCGACUCGGCCACCUUUGAGAAGGUCCCGCCUACACCAGCCUCCGGGCAGGGCUCCUCUUCCCUCGGCUUCUCCAGUGGGGCCGAGCCAGCUCAGGACGGCACUGACUCUGCAGGGACGCAAGCAGAUGACAUUUUUUCCACCGCAGAUGAGGUUUUUUCAGCCCCAGAUUCCCCUCAUAAGGAGUUCCACUGCGCCGUGCUGCGAGCCCUCAGCAAGGAGCCGUCAAUGGCAGAGGCAGCUAGGGCGGAUCAGGCCCCAGAGUCGGAGCAGCUAGAGGAGCCUGAGGAGGAGCCCAAAGGCCAGAAACCCACCUCCACACCACCCAGCACCCCAGUCAGAGCAGAGGAAGACGAGUCCUUUACCAGGUACAACAGUGCUUUAUUUGAGUGUGGCUUUUGGUUGGCUUUGCUGAGACUCACCGUUGGUUUAGCUUCAAAGAUGGUUGAAGCCCAAAGCUUGGCUGUGUGGCGUUUAGUCUCCAUUUUAUCUGUCCAUGUCGUUUGGCCUCAUCUCUGUUCUGACAGACAUGAGAGACGUGAAAUGCAGACUGGUGUGUGGUGUUUUAUCAGGUCUUGACAAAGGGCUGUGUUUCAUGCUAGUCUCUGUAGUAGUCAGCGCAGUGUGAGCCUGUAGCAGUGGUUUGAAUGCUGUGUGGGCCACUGAUCCGUGGAGGUCCUUCCGGAUCAGCACCAGUACUUGUUGCUUCUUUAACUCACGUUUUGUUGGGAGUGUGUUUAAAGGAUGAGGCAAUUGCCUUAAUAAGUAUCAGUAGAUGGUUAUAAGAAAAGCAUAGCCAAAUCAACACUGGUACUUCUUCAAAAAAAUAAAUAAAUAAAUAAAACAAAAUAUGAUUUCUGCAGUCUGACUAUACUCAUAUACAAAAGCAAUAUUCUUAAGCUAAUUAAGCUUAAACUUUUGCUUUUGUAUUUUUGGUUUUGGAAAGGCUGAGUUUUGAAUUCAUUUUCCUUUAUCCCCUCCCCGGACUUGCUUUGUGACCUCACUUGUGUGGUUUUGUUAUUAAAAUCUCUGAAAAAUAAUUAAAUAUUUUUCUGAUGUAGA
Molecule: messenger RNA, 3055 nt
Organism: Xiphias gladius (swordfish)
Lineage: Eukaryota; Metazoa; Chordata; Actinopteri; Istiophoriformes; Xiphiidae
Gene: add1
Product: adducin 1 (alpha)
Exons: 16
Coding region: 122-2572 (816 amino acids)
Biological process (GO): barbed-end actin filament capping; positive regulation of adherens junction organization; positive regulation of establishment of endothelial barrier
Cellular component (GO): focal adhesion; plasma membrane; adherens junction
Molecular function (GO): actin filament binding
Source: RefSeq, a predicted model, not a curated record